Messenger RNA from Cadophora gregata, 1902 nucleotides. RefSeq lists its product as uncharacterized. The coding region runs from base 40 to 1488 and encodes 482 amino acids. Lineage: Eukaryota; Fungi; Ascomycota; Leotiomycetes; Helotiales; Ploettnerulaceae. Gene Ontology annotation, molecular function: DNA-binding transcription factor activity, RNA polymerase II-specific; transcription cis-regulatory region binding; zinc ion binding. The record is from RefSeq and is a predicted model, not a curated record. Gene Ontology annotation, cellular component: nucleus. Gene Ontology annotation, biological process: positive regulation of transcription by RNA polymerase II. The transcript is spliced from 2 exons.
AGCGCGUGGUAAGGGUGGGAUUGAAAAGCGCGAUAAUUUAUGAUCUACUAUCCUCACGAUAACAUCAUUUUCCAAGGCAUGCUCAUGAUGGAUAAGCCUAAGCUUGUAAAACGUACACGGGAUGGUUGCUGGACGUGUCGGCGGAGGAAGAAAAAGUGUGAUGCUAGACACCCGUCAUGCCAGAAUUGUGAAGCGAGAGGCCUCCAGUGUGAAGGGUAUGCGACAAAGUUACUUUGGCCUGAGAGCGAUACUCGAAUUGGCAUGAGCCGACGCGGUCCUCCGAAAGGUGCUCGCAAUGCACCCUCUUCAGUAUCCGAAGAUUCAUGUCAGAGGAAGCGCAAGAGCAAUAGUUCAGUGUUGAGUACACGAAGCGACGUGUUCACUAGUCCAGCAUUGUCAGCGACCUCAAUUACAUCACCACGUCCUACUUCAGAUCGGCAUGAGAAGUAUGAUACCAAGCUUUGUGAUAUGGAAGAAAUCUAUUCUGAUCAAAAGUACCGAGAUCGAUCAAAUGAUACCUGGGCUCUAACACAAACACUUUCUCCUCACCCCAUCAAGCUCACACACAACCAAACAAUUCUUUUCGAACACUAUGUCACGGACUUCUCCACCAUCUAUCCAACAUAUAUUGGCGACUCAAACCCCUUCCUCUCCGUCUUCGCAAACCUAGCAGUGAGGAAUGAAACAGUACUUUGUGCUCUUUUAGCUCUUUCUGGAACUCGCAUCGGACGUGUAGGUGGAUCUGAGAUGAAGCAAGAGAUUCUCAGGCUGAAAGGCUAUGCGCUGAAAGGAUGCCAGAGACUUCUUAUGGGGCAUCCAAUAGGAGGAAUCAGGCUUCUCGAGGGUAUCAACAGCAACAAUGUCACGACUAAAUCCGAAGAUGAUCUGGUAUUGGUUGUUACAAUCAUGCUGUUGAUCCUCCACGAUAAAUUGUCAGGUGAGGCACAUGAUAGUCUGAGGCCACAUCUGGAAUUCCUGAACCGAUUCUUCGAUACAAAGAUGCGACGCAACAUCUGCUUGCCAAUCGCUUCCGGGGACUCCAGCUUCGAGGGUCCAAUCACGGGAUUUUGUGAGUCUGAAGAUGAAAUUACAGAGACUUGGUCGAACGAGUAUCGCUUCCUGCAUUCCGAGUUUCUCUAUAAUGAUCUUCUGGUUGCUAUGGCGAGUGGUCGUCCAACCCUUUCCAAAUACAAUGUAGCACAGGAUAAGCUUUUAGGAUCAAGGAGAGGGAACGAGAGGAGUUCCAAAUUCUAUUUCCCGAACUUGAUUUCUAGAAUCGUCAACUUCGACGGCGAAGUAAGUAUCGACGCAUUUGACAAAUGGGAUGGCCGGCUGGACUGGAUGCCAAGUUUCUGCUACAACAGAUCUGGGUACAGUAGUGGCGGUGGAUCAUCAUCACAUUCAAACAAGCAGGACUCACAGAUCAUGUCCGAGAUCUAUCGCGCUGCUGGGAAGGUAUUUUUCCUUCAACGCCUACGUAUAUCAUGACAACUUGAGAAUUCACCAACCUAUCUCGAAGCUCAGAACGAGGCUCAAGUCCAAUUCCUUGUUUCUGAUGUCCUCAAAAACCUAUCAUCGCUUCCUCUUAUCUCGAAAUAUGAAAAUGCCAUACUUUGGCCUAUCGGCAUUGCGGCUCCUGAAAUCUGCAAGCAAGAAGAUAGAGAUUUUGUUCUUUCUCGGAUACGGAAACUAGAAGCGCGCUUUGGGAUGGAGGUCUUUCAGAAGUUCAGGAUGGGUUUGGAGGAAUCUUGGGGACCAGUUCGCGUUUCAGGUGAUAAAGACCUAGCAGUGGGGAAUGGUACUCGGGAAAUGGGUGUCAACAGUCUAGUGGGAACACGUACACUCCUUCUGGGAUGAAAUAUGAAAACUCGGUCGUUGAUAGUCAGCAUUCGUACCGUAGUG